AUGUCAAUGAGAGCGAACGCCAUUAUUCGAAGAUACCGCACCAGGACUCUUGAAGGAGGUCUUGUACUGAAACCAGUCCAUUUCAAAAACGGCAAUACUCGUCUCAGGGUGUUCCCGAAAUAUGUUGAUGAAUCUGACGCGUUGCCCAUUCCAAUGGAGAGAAAUCGCGAAAAAAAUCUGUCGGGUGAUGACAAUUCGUCGAAGGGCUCUGCAAAUCCGACCACACCCCCUGUAAAUGGAACUGCUGGAUCGUUUGCUGUUAAGCGCAGCUUCAGCGAAGAGACAGAGUUACGCACAUCACCUAAGAGAUCACUGGCAGAACCGUCACAGGGGGCACAGGGGGUUCACCGGUUGAUGACAACAAUCACUCGUUCUCACAAGCACCAGUUGACGAAUCGUGAUCCGGCUGCAGAUCUGUUAGCACAAGGACUCUUGGGCCUUCCAACAAGCUACAUGCCGAUGUGUGCAUAUCCACAAUACGAGCCGCCAUCAUCAUCACUUCUUGCCUCUUCAUUGUCUAGUCUCCCAACCGCAUCACUCACUUAUUCAUCACCUGUGACAUCCUAUGGAAAUCCAUUCGUAACAGCUCCAACGCUCAUCAACUCAUUGGCAAACAAGAAUGAAGAGAAAAAUGAGUCGGUGGUUUGUCCAACAAGUCAGCUGAGCGAGUUAUCAAUAGGCAUGUCAGAGCCGCAUAUCACUGAAGCGUCCAAGCUGACACCAGGAAUGAUUAUGAUAGCAGGUGAGAAUGUUCGGUCUGUUUUAGGGGAUGCAAAUAUUCUUAUUUGUUCAAGGAAAAGGAAAUAUAAGAAGUUUCGAAGAAUUUCUGGGCGGGUCUAUCUCAGCAAUGGAGUUUGGGGGUCUUGCGCAAUAGUUCGUGUAGCUUACAGCAGUAGCGAAGAAAACGAACUUCUUGGAGGUUCAGGAGGUGCAAGU
Messenger RNA from Ostertagia ostertagi, 936 nucleotides. The record is from the annotation of a GenBank genome assembly. NCBI's taxonomy places the organism in Eukaryota, Metazoa, Nematoda, Chromadorea, Rhabditida, Trichostrongylidae.